This is a messenger RNA of Xylona heveae TC161, 553 nucleotides long. RefSeq lists its product as hypothetical. The coding region runs from base 161 to 439 and encodes 92 amino acids. The transcript has a single exon. The record is from RefSeq and is a predicted model, not a curated record. Lineage: Eukaryota; Fungi; Ascomycota; Xylonomycetes; Xylonales; Xylonaceae.
GAUGCUGGUGAUGUGGAUGAUGUUGUUGAUGCACGAACCCCUCUGCGUCUUGGACAAUUUUUGAAUAUUUGACCCUCUUUGGCUGUGCAACAAUUCAAUCAUUGUGCAUUCUUCACAUGCACACAUCCUUUAUCCUCUUUUGGCCGUUAUAAGCUUUCCUAUGACCCCAUCGACGGCGCGCUAUCAACAUUCAUUACUCAAAAAGCGGGAGCCGUCGCUGCUUGCCGCCGACCAGCACCCGCAGCCGCUCAACUGCUGUCAGUCGAUCCCCUCCGUACGACUCCGCCCACGAACCACGCGGCUUCGAACACACCGUCGCAAGCUGAUUGCGGAUCUCAUACCGAUUGUCGCCAUCCCUCUGGCGCCGUUCAAGUGGGGAUUAGCUUGUUUAUCCGACAUCAGUGUGGUAUGGUACUCGGGCGUGCCAUUUUCCUUUUAGAUCGGUUUCUCUUGAUUGCUGCCUGGCGCGAUAGCAUGCUAACUUUUUGGGCUUCCUUCUCCGUCAGAUAUUUUCGUCGUCUGCAUAAUUGGACACCGCCUCCUGUCCUGCCUG